This is a messenger RNA of Glycine soja, 1208 nucleotides long. Its product is annotated as zinc finger protein CONSTANS-LIKE 4-like. Gene Ontology annotation, molecular function: zinc ion binding; protein binding. The transcript has 2 exons. Gene Ontology annotation, biological process: regulation of photoperiodism, flowering; regulation of flower development. Bases 80 to 1012 code for a protein of 310 amino acids. The record is from RefSeq and is a predicted model, not a curated record. Gene Ontology annotation, cellular component: nucleus. NCBI's taxonomy places the organism in Eukaryota, Viridiplantae, Streptophyta, Magnoliopsida, Fabales, Fabaceae.
UUUCACAUAAUCACGCUUCUUUCUUUCAUCACACCCCAUUCUCCCAAACUAACAAACAAAUCCCAGGGAGCCACCAACCAUGGCUUCCAAGCUCUGCGACUCAUGCAAAUCAGCCACUGCUACCUUGUACUGCCGCCCCGACGCGGCCUUCCUCUGCGGCGCCUGUGACUCUAAGGUUCAUGCCGCCAACAAGCUCGCAUCGCGCCACCCGCGCGUCGUGCUCUGCGAGGUGUGCGAGCAGGCGCCCGCGCAUGUGACCUGUAAAGCCGACGCCGCCGCGCUCUGCCUUGCCUGCGAUCGCGAUAUCCACUCCGCCAACCCCCUCGCCAGCCGCCACGAGCGCAUCCCCGUCACGCCGUUCUUCGAGUCCGUACAUUCAGUCAAGGCCUCCUCGCCGAUCAACUUCCACCACCGCUUCUUCUCCGACGCCGACGCUGAUGCUGACGUCAGCACCGAGGAGGCCGAGGCCGCGUCAUGGCUGCUACCUAAUCCAAAGACAGAUCUAAAUUCGUCUCAGUACUUGUUCUCCGAAACCGAACCGGUUCCUUACAUAGAUCUGGAUUACGCGGCCAUGGAUCCGAAGACGGAGCAGAAAAGUUCCGCCACCGCCGACGGCGUCGUUCCGGUGCAGAGCAACUUCGAGCCGUUCACCUACGGUUACAAGUACAACACUACUCUCUCACAGUCACAGUCUCAUAUGAGCCAGAGUGUAUCUUCUCCGUCGUCGAUGGAAGUUGGAGUUGUGCCGGACGGGAACACGAUGUCGGAGAUAUCGAACUGCAGCUACAGCAAAGUGGCACCGGUGACGGUGACGGCGCAGUUCUCGGCGGCGGAUAGGGAGGCUAGAGUGUUGAGGUACAGGGAGAAGAGGAAGAACCGAAAGUUCGAGAAGACCAUUCGUUACGCAUCGAGAAAAGCGUAUGCCGAAACGAGGCCAAGAAUCAAAGGAAGGUUCGCGAAACGCACUGAUGCGGACCCUCUGGCUGGAUACGGCGUCGUUCCGUCGUGUUGAUGAUUAUCAUAUAUAUCAUAUAUGAAUAUGAAUGCUUACUUUUUUGUUUUCUUAUGUUUGCUUUUGCUGCUGUAUAUAUGGACUACGCCUUCUUUUGUUUGAAUUAUGCAAUGUAAAGUUGCAAAAAACUCUUGCUGUGUAUCGAUUUUGUAGUUUGUUGAUUGUUUUUGGAUGAAUUUUGACAGCUUUUUGUUAA